UGAUCCAGAGCCAGCAGCACAGCGAUCACUGAUCACUGAUCACUUCCUGACCGAUAAUCACCGAUCAGCCUGCAGCAGACAUGAACUUCCUGAAAAAAGCCGCCGGAGGCGACGACUUCGCCAAAGUUGCCGGGCAGAAAGCAGGUGAGUUUGUGGAGCAAAAGGUGGAUGAGUUCGUGGGCGGAAAAAAGGGACCAAAGAAGCAGCCGCAGCAGCCGCAGCAGCCGCAGCAGCCGCAGCAGCCGCAGCAGCCGCAGCAGCCGCAACAGCCGCAGCAGCCGCAGCAGCCGCAACAGCCGCAGCAGGAGGAGAAGAAGAAGGGAGGAGAUGAAGGAUGCUUUGGUCUGGGAGACGCGCUGUAAUUUGAUGGCAACAAGGGCAGGAAGGAGGAAACGCAGCUGGUGGUCUGAAGGAAAAUGGAGGACGGAGUCAUCAUCAUCUUCAUCAUCUUCACCAGCCGUCUCUGCCUCAGACGUUUCUGAACUCGGCUCUUCUUGUUUCAUCUCUCUUCCUGCUUUAAACCCAGUAAGCCUCCCAGCGUCUUACUGGGAAUGUAACUGGCUUAAUAAAUUCUACAUUUGGACAUUUACUGGUCUGUUGUUUUCUGGAACCAAUAAACUGUCAAAUUAAAUAUAUUAAAAUAUAAAACUGA
Xiphophorus maculatus (southern platyfish) is the source of this 652-nucleotide messenger RNA. RefSeq names its product RNA polymerase II degradation factor 1-like. The coding region runs from base 81 to 362 and encodes 93 amino acids. Lineage: Eukaryota; Metazoa; Chordata; Actinopteri; Cyprinodontiformes; Poeciliidae. The record is from RefSeq and is a predicted model, not a curated record. The transcript is spliced from 3 exons.